GUCAGAACUGUGUUUGCAAGGCUUGCUUCGAGUGGAUAAUGUGAGAAAAGAGCAAAACACAAAAAUGAAAAAACCUUCUUCUCUUGUAACUCGCACAACCUUAUCGAGUGAAAGAAGAUUGGGUCAGUAGUGAAAAAUGGCGUCGAUUGCAGCUUCUUCUACCUUUCACUCGUUUUGCAGAACCAAAAGCCCUAAUCUUUCUUCGACCCACCUUCUUCCUUUGUCGAAAAACCUCAACUUUCGGACCAGAGCUAUCGGAAAUAGCCGCAAUUGCAGUUUUGCUGGGUUUAUAAAACAAAAUCGCCUUGGAUUGAGGAAGCUUUCGUCUAUUGGAGAAGGAGGAGAAGGUGUCGCUGUCGCAGAGGAGCAACCGCAAGAGACUGUCUCUGUUCCUGUCUCUCCUUCAGACAUGCUCACCAUGUUUUUCCAGGCUGAUGGAACUUUGAACGAAGCAGCUAUUCCUAAUGUGACAAGGGCCUUACAGGAUAUUGAUGGAGUUUCCAAUUUAAAGGUUCAGGUUUCUGAAGGUGUUGCCGUCGUUGAGCUUUUGAAGCAAACAACGGUUCAAGCAACAGGAGUGGCGUCAAACUUGGUGGAGACUAUACAAGGAGCUGGAUUUAAGUUACAGACUUUGAAUCUGAGUUUUGAAGAUGACGAUGAGGUUCUUGUCUAGUGAAAUCAUCCUUUUCCUCCAUUUUGUGAUUAAAGAAACUCAUAAUGUUCAAUUCUAGGGAUAAUUUCUUUCAUUUGUUCCUCUAAAGAAAACAAAUGUGGUAACUUUUUUUAGAAAGUGGGAAUUAAUGUUUUCUUUGUUGAAAUAAAAGAGAAAUGGAAAAUAUCUAUAUUGAUUAGUGGGUCAUAUACAUAUGGGUUCCCACAAAGCAUGGAGGUUGGCAUUUUUAUAGACUUUUAGGUUCAUUGCUUUGUACAAUGCAUUUAGUUUUGUGUGUGGAUAUGAUUGUCAUUUGUCACUAUGUAUAUGUAUGCAUGUACGAUGUUGACAUUGUGGAGUACUGUGGUUGAUGAUAUGGUGAAUCACAGCUCAUGCAUUGUUGUACUUAUAACCCAAAUCUUUACUUUUUUAAAAAAUGUGAUAUUAUAGACCAAAAACCUGUUCUUACCAAAACAU
Messenger RNA from Arabidopsis thaliana (thale cress), 1129 nucleotides. RefSeq names its product Heavy metal transport/detoxification superfamily protein. The transcript is spliced from 5 exons. The record is from RefSeq and is marked reviewed. Gene Ontology annotation, molecular function: metal ion binding. The coding region runs from base 137 to 673 and encodes 178 amino acids. NCBI's taxonomy places the organism in Eukaryota, Viridiplantae, Streptophyta, Magnoliopsida, Brassicales, Brassicaceae.